GAAUCUGUUCUUAAAGAUCUCAAAAGUCUCUUCCUUUUUCUUCAUUUCUCUACCCAGAUAUAAAGCGAUGGGUACAUACCUAAGUUCUCCUAAAACUGAUAAGUUAUCAGAAGAUGGUGAGAAUGAUAAUCUCAGAUAUGGUUUAUCGUCUAUGCAAGGUUGGCGCGCUACCAUGGAAGAUGCGCAUGCUGCAAUUCUUGAUCUGGAUGAUAAGACGUCGUUCUUCGGUGUGUACGAUGGGCAUGGAGGUAAAGUCGUUGCAAAGUUCUGUGCCAAGUAUCUACACCAGCAGGUUAUCAGUAAUGAAGCAUAUAAAGCUGGAGACGUAGAAACAUCUCUUCGAAGAGCAUUUUUUAGAAUGGAUGACAUGAUGCAAGGACAAAGAGGAUGGCGAGAGUUAGCUGUACUCGGUGACAAGAUGAAUAAAUUUAGCGGCAUGAUUGAAGGAUUUAUAUGGUCACCAAGAAGCGGUGACACCAAUAACCAGCCCGAUAAUUGGCCUCUUGAGGAUGGUCCUCAUUCUGAUUUCACGGGACCUACUUCGGGGUGCACAGCAUGCGUAGCUCUUAUUAAAGAUAAGAAGCUCUUUGUUGCAAAUGCCGGUGACUCACGUUGUGUGAUAUCAAGAAAGAGUCAGGCUUACAAUCUUUCUAAAGAUCACAAGCCUGAUCUUGAAGUUGAAAAAGAAAGGAUAUUGAAAGCUGGUGGCUUUAUUCACGCUGGUCGAAUCAAUGGAAGCUUGAAUCUGACAAGAGCCAUUGGUGAUAUGGAAUUCAAGCAGAAUAAGUUCUUACCAUCUGAAAAGCAAAUGGUUACUGCUGAUCCCGAUAUAAACACUAUUGACCUAUGUGAUGAUGAUGAUUUUCUUGUUGUUGCAUGUGAUGGAAUAUGGGAUUGUAUGUCAAGCCAGGAACUAGUGGAUUUUAUCCAUGAACAGUUAAAAUCUGAAACAAAACUUUCCACGGUAUGCGAAAAAGUUGUUGAUAAAUGUUUGGCUCCAGACACUACGAGUGGAGAAGGUUGUGAUAAUAUGACCAUCAUCUUGGUUCAGUUCAAGAAGCCUAACCCAUCCGAGACUGAACCAGAAGAAUCCAAACCAGAACCAAGCGAAGAUGAGCCGAGCUCUUCAAGCUAGAUAUCCUUAAAGAGCCAAGAUUUGUGAAAGUCUCUUUUAUCACUGACUUCUAUUAAACGUUGUAAAUCCUUUUGAAUGGCUUAGAUUCAAGAAGCUGGCGUUUUCUUGGGAUUUCAGCUUUUCCUCAGCCUAGCUUCAAGAAGUCUGAAAAUGUCACAGAGUUUGGUUUAAUCAAAAACGACUUAGUAU
This is a messenger RNA of Arabidopsis arenosa, 1324 nucleotides long. NCBI's taxonomy places the organism in Eukaryota, Viridiplantae, Streptophyta, Magnoliopsida, Brassicales, Brassicaceae. The record is from the annotation of a GenBank genome assembly.